CCUGGACCCGGCGACCAGGACUCUGGGGGUAGAAGCCAGGAGCAGCUUCUUUGGAGACGGAGAGUCACGUGAGACCUUCCGGUACUGUGGGUGGAGACCAACAGCUGCGGUUAAGGAAGGCCGGGUUUAACCGUCUCCGUGAAAUGCGUUCCGAGGAGACCGUGGAGUGGACGGAGAGAGUGAAUUCCUAAGAAAAUAAUGGAUUGCAUAUUAGUUGGUCUGUAAGUGAUUGGACUCAUCAGUGUGCCAGUUUGUUUCAAAGGCCAAAAGAAGAUGGCAACUCCUUAUGUCCCAGUUCCUAUGCCCAUAGGGAGCUCUGCCUCCAGUUUUACAACCAACAGAAACCGAAGAAGUUCUUCUUUUGGGAGUGUAUCAACAAACUCAAACUCUUCCAAAGACCAUUUAGAAGACUCAAAUAUGGAUAAUUUUAAACAGACAAGUGUACCUGAUCAAAUGGAUAGUACCUCUUCUGACUGUAACAGUCCCCUCAUUAGGACUAAAUUCACAGGUGCAGAUUCUUCCAUUGAAUAUUCUUCUAGACCAAGAGAAAGUGAAGAACAAAAUCCUGAAACAGUGUAUUUGGAAGAUAGACCUUCAACACCUACUAUACUGGGUUAUGAGGUGAUGGAAGAAAGAGCUAAGUUUACUGUAUAUAAAAUACUAGUAAAGAAAACCCCAGAAGAAAGCUGGGUUGUGUUCAGAAGAUAUACUGACUUCUCUAGACUUAAUGAUAAAUUAAAAGAAAUGUUUCCAGGCUUUCGAUUAGCACUUCCACCAAAACGCUGGUUCAAAGAUAAUUACAAUGCUGACUUUUUAGAAGAUAGACAAUUAGGAUUACAAGCAUUUCUUCAGAAUUUAGUAGCUCACAAGGACAUUGCUAACUGCCUUGCAGUAAGAGAAUUUCUUUGUCUGGAUGAUCCACCAGGUCCAUUUGAUAGCCUAGAGGAAAGCAGGGCCUUCUGUGAAACUUUAGAAGAAACAAACUACCGUUUUCAAAAAGAACUACUUGAAAAACAAAAAGAGGUAGAAUCACUGAAGAAAUUGCUUAAUGAGAAGCAACUUCAUAUAGACACCCUUGAGGACAGAAUCAGAACAUUGUCUUUAGAACCUGAAAAAUCAGUACAUGUGUCAGUAACAGAAGAAGGUGGACAGUUCCUAAAGGUGGAGUCCUCUGCACUUGAGGUUGAUCAAGAUGUCUUAGAUGAAGAAACUAGAGCUGAUAAUCAGCCAUGCUUUAGUUUUAGUGAACCUGAACAUUCUGUCAGACAUAGAAGUAGCAGAAGUGGCAUGUAAUGCUGAAGAAGACUAAUACAUCACAAGCAGUUCCUUCCAUUUUUAUGUUUCAGCAAAUUUAGAUGAAUGGCAAAUUAAAAAACAAAAAAGAAUGAAGCAUUUACAAAAAAGAGCAAGACUGCACAUGUAUAAAGUUUACAUAGUUCCUUUUAGUUAUUGGGAAGGAAAUAUAUUCAGUGCUGCUUUGCAUUAUCUUUUAUCCAAACUUUGUAUUUAAUACACUAAAACAAAUCUAGAGUUCUGUUAGCAAAACCCACAUUUGUAAAUACUGGGCAUAAAUUAUUUUGGUGUUUUGCCAAUAUAUUCUUCCAAACUGAUAGUGUGUGCAUGCACUCUGGAUGUGUGUGGUUCGUGUUUAAAUCACCAGUAAAUGGACAUUAAUUGCAUGGUUCUAUCGGGUUGGUAUAUACUUCUGUGUAUCUGUCACAGUAUAUUUUCAUUUAUGGUUUAAAUCACUGGUAAAGAUGUACUGAGUUUUAAAUAUUGACGUGUUUACCAUCUCUAAAUAAAAAUUGCCCCUUUAGAAUGUUGCUGCUAUUUAAAAGAAGAAGAAAACUUUGUAAUACCAAAGAAAAAAUGGAAGAGCUACAAUAACAUAACUAAAGUGGUAAAAAUAGCUUUGAUUUUAAAAGCUAAUUCAUUCAUAUAAAAAUACUAUAAUAAGUGUCCCAGUUUAUUUUAUUACACUUGUCUAUUUUCUACAUAAUCUUUAUCUUAAAUCUCUACCUGUAGAAUCAGUGAGUUUGCCUCCUUCAGAAUACUACCUCUUUUUGCUAAUCAAGGCAUACUCUUCUGAAAAUAUAGAUUGUAAGCAAAUAGAGAGUUAUAUAAAAAAUAAAAAGCCAUAUAUACUAUAAAUAUAAGUAGCCCUAACUAUAUUAACUGCCGGCAUUGCAUUUGUAUUUCCAUAUAUGUGAAUAUGUUGCUAUAAGGUAUUAAGACUGAUUUUCUUUUUAAUAUAUUUACCCAGGUGAUGCACUUUAUAAUAAUUAAACUAUUUUGUGCCAAGUUUAAUGGGUGAAUUUCUUUAGGAAGAAAAGUUAGGAAAAAGAAUUAUGUAGUGCCUUCACUGUUUCACUUUUUACAAAAGUCUCAAAAGGUCUGUCUGUGAGUUUUAUGGAAAAAUGUUUAUUUCAGCUUUGCUUAUAAGUGCCUUGUUUCAUUUUUAUAGUAUGAAGUAGCUCAUUUAUUUUCUGUUUCUGCUGUUUUGCAUUUUGCUGUUAAUAAAGCAUUGUAAUCUUGCUAG
Molecule: messenger RNA, 2539 nt
Organism: Manis pentadactyla (Chinese pangolin)
Lineage: Eukaryota; Metazoa; Chordata; Mammalia; Pholidota; Manidae
Gene: SNX16
Product: sorting nexin 16
Exons: 8
Coding region: 274-1293 (339 amino acids)
Biological process (GO): early endosome to late endosome transport; protein targeting to lysosome; endosome to lysosome transport
Cellular component (GO): late endosome; extrinsic component of endosome membrane; early endosome
Molecular function (GO): phosphatidylinositol binding
Source: RefSeq, a predicted model, not a curated record